Molecule: messenger RNA, 3755 nt
Organism: Scophthalmus maximus (turbot)
Lineage: Eukaryota; Metazoa; Chordata; Actinopteri; Pleuronectiformes; Scophthalmidae
Gene: gen1
Product: flap endonuclease GEN homolog 1
Exons: 13
Coding region: 588-3422 (944 amino acids)
Molecular function (GO): 5'-flap endonuclease activity; four-way junction DNA binding
Source: RefSeq, a predicted model, not a curated record
GGCUCCGCUUCCGGAAGUGAGUUUCCGAUUCACUCACUCAUUAAAUCCUUAUAUAAAGAGAUUUAAGCCUGGAAACAAACCAGCAAACCACGAGAUUAAUCGUUACCAUAAAACAUUUUAUUCGGAGCAAAUAAAAGUAAAGAAACAACAACAGUCUUCAGUCAGAAACCAGUCUUCAGUCUGUAAACAAAGACUCGUAUCCACAGCAACAAGCAUUUGGAGGCGCUUUAAUAUGACGUUGAUGUUAAAAUAUCCGGUCUCGUUCAAUUUCGUAGUGCCUUUCUUUCUACCUUGUUUUCAGGGAGCAUGUUGUUUGAAUAACGAAGAGCCACGUGUACGUUAUAGAUUAUAGGUUCUUACAUUAAUUCAUAGUCAAUACUCACGUUGUUUUUAAUGCCAAUGUGAUAGUUUACGCGGCAACUAGGCAGCAUAGUGUUGAGAGAGUCAGAGGAGUGGAACGCGGCCCAACGGCGCCACUGUUUGAAAAUCCCCAGCGCGUUGUUCUUGUUUUGUGUUGACAAGUAAUUAGGUUUUUCUACACUUUCCUCGCCGUUAAAUAAUUGGCACGAACGCAUUCCGGUGUAGUAAUGGGUGUUCACGAUCUGUGGUCUAUCGUGGAGACGGUUCGCGAGUCGGUGCCAUUGUACAGUUUGAGCGGAAAGACACUGGCUGUCGAUCUGAGUCUGUGGGUGUGCGAGGCUCAGCACGUCCAAGCCAUGAUGGGGAGGGUUACCAAGCCCCACCUGAGGAACUUGUUUUUCAGAGUGUCCUCCCUCACACUCAUGGGGGUGAAGCUCGUCUUUGUCAUGGAAGGAGAAGCCCCCAAACUCAAAGCUGAGACCAUGAGCAAGAGGACAGAGGCGAGAUUCGGUGGACUCAAAAAGACCUCUGCUCCAAAGUCUGCGACCACCACCAGCAGAGGGCGCUUCAACGCUGUUCUCAGAGAGUGUGCAGAGAUGUUGGACUACCUGGGUCUGCCCUGGGUGACGGCCGCUGGGGAGGCCGAGGCCAUGUGUGCUUAUCUGGACUCACAGGGCCUGGUGGACGGCUGCAUCACCAACGAUGGAGAUGCAUUCCUGUACGGAGCCCGGACCGUCUACAGGAACUUCAAUAUGAAUAGUAAAGACCCUCAGGUGGACUGUUACCGGACCUCUCGGGUGCAAACAGAGUUACAGUUGUCCAGAGAGAACCUUGUUGGUCUCGCCAUCCUCCUUGGUUGUGAUUACAUUCCUAAGGGCAUCCCAGGUGUUGGCAGAGAGCAAGCUCUUAAACUCAUACAGACACUGAAAGGACAAACACUUCUGCAGAGAUUCAUCCAGUGGAAGGAGGAUAACCUGGGUGUGUCUGAGGGAGUUGUGAAAAAAGUUCCUCACUGCCACGUAUGUCGACAUCCUGGCUCGGCAAAGGCACAUGAGCGUCGCGGCUGUGUGCUUUGCGACAGUAAGCAUUUCUGUCAACCUCAGGAUUUCGAUUACCAGUGUCCCUGUGACUGGCACCGCUACGAGCAGACCCGCCAGGCUUCGUCUUUGGACGCAAAUGUCCGGAAGAAAACACUGGCAAGCCAUGAGUUCCCUUUCACAGAGAUCAUCCGGGAGUUUCUGAUUUCCAAAGAUAAGCCUGUGUCACAUUUCAAGAGGAGACAGCCCAAUAUGCUGUUGAUUCAGAAAUUUGCCCAUGACAAGAUGGAGUGGCCGAAGCACUACACCAGCGAAAAGGUUCUAGUCCUGAUGACCUACACAGAGUUGAUGAGCAGGAAAUAUGGCAGAGAAAUGUCCUCCCAAAUCAAGCCGCUCAGAAUAUUGAAACCAAGAGUGAGGAAUGCCAUCGCAUGCUUCGAAGUCAUCUGGAGCACGCCAGAACAUUAUAUGUUUCCUGAGGAUCAUCCUGCAGAGAGUCAACAUGAGGUGAGGACAGUGGAGGAAGAGUCUCUCUUUCACGUGGCCUUCCCAGAGGUGGUGGAGAGAUACCGGAGAGACAAAGCUCUGGCUGAAGAAAACAAAACCAAAAAAAAGAAACCAAACCGGAAAAAGGAGAAGCCAGCUGACGUCUCCGAUGGUAUUACGGAGCUCUUGGCUCAGAUGAGCCUUCAGAGUUCUUCAGCAAAUGCUACCGCUCAACCACAAACGCCACUCCCUACCAUUUCAAACACAGAAAAAACUGAAGUGGUGGUUUUGGGCACUCCUGUGAACCAUACGCAGCAUAGAAACACGAAAAAGGACCCCAACGUUCUUGGUAAUUGCCCCACAACUCCGCCGUCUCAUGCCGAUUCAGAGGCUGUUGCUUCACCGUCCGCCUCUGCUGCUAUCGAUGCUCUACACCUGAGUGAUAUCGACUGGGAUGCUUUGUCCUUCACGUCCUCUCCACCGCCGCAAGUGGCUAAAAACCAAACCACAGAGCCCACGUUAGAUAAAUCCCCAGACAGUGACGUCAGGGAAACAGAGGACAAAAACACCCGGCAGAAAACAUCAAGUGAUGUCAAACAAGCAGAUUCCAGAUCUGCUCCAGAGCUGUGUUACACCGAGUGUCCUCUCAGGGACAGGGUGCUCAUGAGGAAUGCCGCCAAAGCAAUAAACCAGGAGGUACGCAAUGAUGUAGUCACAAAACAACUGAAUCACGAGUUAGCCUCUCUCGAACACAUCUGUCCUCACAACACGGACUCAAAACCAAAGAGACAAAUCUCCAGUGAAGGUGAUGGUGACAGUAAAUUUACAGGAACCAAAUCUGAUGUCAAGAAAAAAGAACCACUCGGUGAUGAAAGCCAGUGUGUGAGGAAUAAGGCAGAAAGAGAAACUCACACUUUCGUUCUUCCAGCACAAGAUAAAAGUACGCUCAAGGACAAACGUCAUCGCCCCCAGAAGCCUCCCCAGAAAUAUAAAUUUGUCAGGGUGGCCACGUCAUCAUCAUCAUCAUCAUCAUCAUCCUCCUCCUCCUCCUCUGCCCCACCGCAGAGGUCGCACUCUGACCUCGGUCGAAGUGACAAAGACAGGAAGGUGCCGCAGACCACCAAGAAGAGCGUGUGUUCGAGCGUGUGUUCCUCCAGCGAGGACAGUGACACAGAGAACAAGCAGCUCGGACCUCAGAGAAUGGUUAAUUUGAAGCCCAUAAACAAGAUCGAGGACGGCUUCAUCACAGAAUUCCCCUUGAGACCGAUUUCUGUUCAUAAAUCAACCAAACAAACAGUGAAACCGGCUCAUUUCCAUCAGCCACCGGGACCAAAAUCUCAGAGACGACGCGCAGAUGUCGAAACAGACAAACUAACACCUGUAUUGACUAAAAGCCAACUCCAGGAUCUCAUGGACGGCGAUGUGCUCUCUCCGACUCCAGGUUCACCCAUCACUGUGUCAGACAGCGACGAUUCUGUGCUUUGUAGCGAGAGUCCACUGCCACUGGCAGAGAGGCUGAGGCUGAAAUUUCUGAAGUGAGCAGCAUCGUUACAGGAUGACGGACAGGAACAUUUAAGUUAUAUCAUGUUCAAUGUGAACAAUUAAUCAAGGUCUACUUACUAGCUUUUAGCCAAUUCGUCAAAUGACAGAAAAUGAAUUAGUAAGGUUAUUGAUAAUCCAAUAAUGGUAUUUUCUUCAAGCAAAUAUGCACGUAAUAAAUAUGAUAAAGGUGUUUUUAUUAAUGGGGUGCAUUCUGAUCUUCGUUGAAUUAUGUUUCGAGAUUGAAAACCUUGACUGGUUGCAAGGCCAAUGCAAAAAAAUAUAUAAAAAAUUAAAUUUGUUCAAAUAAACAAGUUCUUCAAGAAGCUCUAA